Messenger RNA from Megalobrama amblycephala (Wuchang bream), 3907 nucleotides. Its product is annotated as NACHT, LRR and PYD domains-containing protein 1 homolog. NCBI's taxonomy places the organism in Eukaryota, Metazoa, Chordata, Actinopteri, Cypriniformes, Xenocyprididae. The transcript is spliced from 14 exons. The coding region runs from base 3 to 3068 and encodes 1021 amino acids. The record is from RefSeq and is a predicted model, not a curated record. Gene Ontology annotation, cellular component: cytoplasm.
UGAUGAUGAUGCACGAGGUGAACUUGAGCGCCGUGGUUACGAGAUUUUCGGUUUCUGAAAGCGGAGCAUACAUGAAUAUUAGAGGCAUGCGCUUUUGUAGCGGAUGUUGCGGACAUAUUGCGGAUUAUAAAGAGAAUGAACUGACUGAGAUGGGCAAAAUUAUCAGUAGGCUGUUUCAUCUGGUGUUUUGCAGUAACAAGGACUUUGUCAGAUCUGUUGCUGGGCCAAAUGUCAGCGCUGCAGCUCAGAGUGGAAGCCAGAUUACAGCACCUGUGAUCGCUAACAGUAAAAUACGUGAUAUCAUCAUAAAUAAUACACCUAGUUCUACUUGGUUUCGCCCACCCUCUGAAACAACACAAACCACAUCAACAACUUCUGUGAUUUUAAAAUAUCAGAAGCAGAUCUGCAGCGAGUAUCAGUGUGUGACCGAGUAUAACUCACGGUCUGGUGAACAAGUGCUGCUGUCUGAGCGCUACACACAACCUCUGAUCCUUCAGAGACAUAGAGGUCAAAAAGAGAGAGAAGAAGAGAUCAGAUCCAGUGGAGAAAGCUUCCAGCAGGUCCUCAGCGCCCGGAGCAGUGAUGACUCUGUCCAUCUGAACUCUCUGUUCGACCCAGAUGGACACGGGAUCCGUCCCAGUGCUGUUAUACUGCAGGGGAAUUCUGGGAAUGGGAAAUCUUUCACUGUGCAGAAGAUCAUGAUGGACUGGGCAUCUGGUGACCUCUACAAAGAGCAGUUUGAUGUUGUGUUCCACUUAAAGUGUAAAGAAAUAAACCGCAUUCAUGGCAUAAAGAGUUUGGCGGAGAUCUUGAGCUGCAGUUGUAGUUUAACAUCAGAUGAGAUCUCACAGGUACUACAGCAUUCACCAGAGAAGAUGCUCUUCAUCAUCGAUGGAUUUGAUGAGCUGAGACUCACUCAGGACAUUUAUGACAUGUCACCACACACUGAUCUGCUUCAGAAAGACCCAGCUGAGGUCAUUCUUUGUGACCUGCUGAGGGGUCGAAUCCUGCCAGAGUCCUUCCUUCUGGUCACCUCCAGAUCUACAGCCACAGAUACACUGAGUAAACUGCUCAAAGGACCUCAGCGUUUCUCUGAGAUCAUGGGAUUUUCAGAAAAGGGGGUAGAGGAGUACUUCCAGAAGUUCUUUAAAAAUAAAAAACUUUUCAGGGAGGCUUACACACUUGUGAAGACGAAUGAAACUCUCAUCACCGCCUGUUCCAUCCCUGUCAUCUGCUGGAUCAUCUGCACAGCUAUCAAGGAACGACUCAAAAACACUGCAGAUGUAACAAGUGGACUGGAAACCACCACCUCCAUCUACGUUGACUUUGUGUGCACGCUCUUGAAGCAUCACUGCCAGGGUUCGAGUCAGUCCAUCCCGACCCUGCUGAGGAGUCUGGGUCAGCUGGCAGAGAGAGGGAUGCUGGAACAGCAAGUCCUGUUGGAUGAGAAAAGUGUUUAUGAAACAGUUUCAGACCCUGCUGGCAAUCCGUUCCUGUGCAAGUUCCUGUUUAAGAGAAGAAUCCACCAGGAGACGAUGUUCAGUUUCAUGCAUCUCAGCUUUCAGGAGUUCUUCACUGCUCUAUACUAUGUCCUUCUGGAUGAAGAAGAGUCUCAGAAAAAAUUUACCCAGCUGUUUUCCAUUGAUGAAAAGUCAAGAGAUUAUUAUAGUCAUCGUUCACGUUUUUCAGCUGUGGUGCAGUUUGCAUUCGGUCUGCUGAAUAAGGAUGUGAGACGCACACUUGAGAAACAUGGUCUCGUUGUUCAAUCAAAAACACAGACUCAUUUGAAAAAAUGGAUUUUGAAAAUGGGUCAGAAUACAUAUUCAGAUAAAGUACGUUUUUACCUUCACUGUCUCUAUGAACUUCAUGAAGAGGACUUUGUGAAAAAAGCUAUGAAAACCUGGAAAAUAAUUGAUGCAUAUAAUGCAGUCAUAAGCAGAACAGACGUCUGGGUCCUGCUGUACUGCUCUCAGUGCUGUCAGUGCAUAGAAGAACUGGAUCUUACUGGGUGCAGAUUAUCAUCUGAAAAUUUUCGUAUGAUUCUGCCUGUUUAUCACAAGUUUAAGAAGGUGAACAAGUUGAAUGUACUAGUUUCAUCAGACUCUGAUCUUGAACUGAUAAACGCUCUCACAAGUGAACAGACCCUGAGAUCACAGCGCAUUGAUGUCGUCUUCACAUUUGAGGAUUGUUCUCUUGAGUUGACAAUCCAAGAAGAAAUCAGUAUCUGGAUAUCUUCACCAUCUUUGGAGUCGCUCACUCUCACCUUUCAAUGCCGAGAGCCAAUCAACAUUGAGUGGGCCAAACUUAUACAGAUAAUUCAUCAAGCAGAUUCAGAUGCGUUAAAGUCAGUUCUUGAUUCUUUCUCUAAACUGAAAAAGAUGGAAAUUGAACUGGACUGUCUAAGUGAGAUGUGGACUCAUUGGAUCCUCCAAAUCAUCCAGAACUGCUCCAGUCUAACAGAACUCAAGUUGUCCUUAAAAGUUUCAUCAGACUCUGAUCUUGAUGAACUGAUAAACGGUCUCACAAGAGGACAGACCCUGAGAUCAAUGCGCAUUGAUGUCGUCUUCACAUUUGAGGAUUGUUCUCUUGAGUUGACAAUCCAUGAAGAAAUCAGUAUCUGCAUAGGAACUUCAGCAUCUUUGGAGUCGCUCACUCUCACCUUUCAGUGCCGAGAGCCAAUCAACAUUGAGUGGACCAAACUUACUCAGAUAAUUCACCAAGAAGAUUCAGCUGCAUUAAUGAAAGUUCUCUGUUCUUUCUCUGAACUGAAAAAGAUGAAAAUGAACCUGGACUGUCUAAGUAAGAUGUGGACUCAUUGGAUCCUCCAAAUCAUCCAGAACUGCUCCAGUCUAACAGAACUCGAGGUAUAUGCUGACUUUUUACUGGAGAAAGGAAUCCAGAUCUUGCAGAGGUCAGACACAAGACCAGCCUGUAGUGUGACAUUUCACGGGUCCACAUGCAAUUAUCAGUCUCAAAAACGCAUACGCGAUGAGGACUUUCAUCUUAGCUGCAACCAGAUGGUGAAGAUUCAUCUGAGUUCCUCUGGCUUUUCUAUGGAGACUUUGUGAAAGCCCUGGUUUCAAGACUAAUGGUGCAGCUUGAUAACUAGGAGAAAACUGCCAAAGCAGCAUCUUUAACUAGAGCUGAGGAUGGGAAUAAAGACAUCAACCAAGAAUAUCUAAAAUCAUUUAGGUGUGUUGUAAUAGUAAUGGUCAUCUAUCAAUUUAUUUGUAUAUUGCGUUUCACAAUACAUAGUGUGGCGAUGACACUGUUUAUUCUCUGUUAUAAAUGUUUUACUUGAUUCACCUUCACGCCUCUUCACAGCGUGCAGGGAGUAAAGAAGAAGUGAGUUGGAGUUAGUCAAGCUUCUUUCUGCGUUUUGUUAUUUUUGGGGAAAGUUAAGACACCUCCUGAUACCCACAUUCAGGAAAAAAAAAACUCAGCCCAUUGGGUGCUUAACAUAUCAAGCAUUUGAGAUUUGCUUUAUAGUGUGACCAUAUGAGAGUAUUCUAUGUAUGCAUGCCGAAAAAAAUUGUGUAUAGUAUAUGAGGUUUUAAUUUAUGCGAUGACAUGGAGACAUAUAAGUGAUAUGUAUUUAUGAAAGGGUUUAAGAUUUUGGUCACCCACCCCUAGUUUAACGAAAGGCAUUUUACAAAAUUUCUCUAGUCCUCUAGUGUGCAAGCCAAAGGUGACUGUGAGAAGGAAUGAACAAGUCCAUUUGUUGUUGGAUAAUGAAUAAAAACUUGGAAGAAUACAGGCUACACCAAGAGACUUCACUGUUGGUGUCUUUUAGAAGAGCCGUAUUAGAAUCUGCAAUUCAUGUGUUUUGAUUUCACAGUAUUGAGACUAAAACACAAACUAGGAGAAGGUAGGGUAUCACUUCCAGGAACAGUACACCAAAAAAUGA